Messenger RNA from Gongylonema pulchrum, 1954 nucleotides. The record is from the annotation of a GenBank genome assembly. Lineage: Eukaryota; Metazoa; Nematoda; Chromadorea; Rhabditida; Gongylonematidae.
AAUAAGAACUUUCCAGGAAAUGGAAACAUGUUUUUUAAGGUUGGGGAAAGCAUAAUAACUUGGAACAGAUUUAUUUAGGGCCACUUCACUUGAAAAUGAACUGAACGAAAGCAGAAACGCUACUAGGGAUUUGGAAAAGCAGUUGCAAGAUGCACAUGCAUUGGCAGACGAUUUGAGACGCAACAGGAGCGCUCUUGAAGAUAAGCUAGAACAAGUAGAACGUGAGCGCGAAGUGGCACUUAAACCAUCUGAUUUCGAGAAUGAGCUUGAGAACGUGAAGAAUGAGCUGGAGGUGAAGAGAGAGCGAGUGAGUAAUCUGGAGAGCAGACUGGCUGAUGCAGAGAGGUUUCUGGACGAGAAGCAUCAGCAGCUUUGUAAAGCAAUAAGCAGGGCGGAUAGUUUUGAAAGCUUGGUGAACGAGAAAAACGACGUGAUCGAUGACUUGAGCAAGCAAAUCUGGGAGAAGGAUGGGCAGAUUGAUAAGCUGCAAAAGGAGGUCGAAGGACUGCAGGCGGAACAGGGCCAGCAUCACUUCCUUCCCGAGCAAAUGCAGCAGUUAAAGAAUAGAAUGGAAGAGGAUCGGAAGCAGGUUGAUGUUCUGCGCAAGGAAAAUGAAAGACUUAUAUCAGAUAUGAACACACUGCAAGAAACAGUAUCAGCUCUCCAAGAACAAUUAUCGGAGAAAGAGGAUGAGCUGCACAAUCUGGAGAAAGCAAGGAACGACGCUCAGUGGAGCCUCGGUGAACACAUCCAGUGGCUUGCGGAUGCUAACAACAGAGCUGAUGGGUUACAAAAUGCUUUGGAGGAGAAGGAGAGAGAGAUUAAGGAGCUGCGUGAGGAAAUUAGUCGGAUCACACAGGUCGCUGACGAAGAAAAACUUAUGUGCCAGAGGGCAUUGGAGGAGAUGAAUGCUAAGCUCGCUGAAUUUGAAAAAAGUCCGAAGCAAGAAGAUAUCGAUGCUCUGGAUGCGACUAUUGAAAGCCUUCGGAAUGAAAUCAGUGAAAAAGAUAAAUGCAUCGAAAAUAUCACGAAAAGUAAAAAUGAUGCGGAACAGAGCUUGAACGAACACAGCCAAUGGCUUCUGGAUGCCAACAGCAGGAUUGCAGACCUGGAAAAUAAUGAAAAAGAUAAAGACAAGAGGAUCACGGCCUUGCACGACGAGAUUGAGCAGUUAUCGGGAAAGGUUGUGCUGGAUCUAAAAGCUGCUCUGGAAGCAGUGCAACGGAAUGAGAAGCUUGAAAUGCCUGUUGAAGAGCUUGUUGCAAAAUUAAACGAUGCUGAGCGGGCGCUGGCCGAAAGUCCAAAACUGAAUGAUUUCCUAAGCUUAAAAGCUGAAAAUGAUGAUCUGAGGAAAAAGUUGCAUGAGAAGGAAGCAUGUCUCGAGGGCCUAGAAAAGGAAAAGAAUGAUGCGCAGUGGCGUCUCGGAGAGCACAUCCAGUGGUUGAAGGAUGCCAAUGAUAGAGCGAAUUGGCUAGACGGCUUUGUUCAUGACAAAGAUCGAUCCAUCAGUGAGUUACAGCAGGAAAACGAGCAAUUGCGAUGUGAGCUGGCAAGUGCGCCAAAAUCGGAAGAUGUUGGGCUAAUCAACCUGGAGGCGUCGAGUCGUGACAAGGAUGAUAUAAUUGAUGGAUUGCGCAGAGAGCUGGAAGCUCUGAGAGCUGAGGAUGCAGCACAGGACGACGAUCGAAUGCGGUGCUUGGAGCAUCAGGUAAAAGAUCUGAACAGAGCAAUGCAGGAAAAAGAUGAAUAUGUCGCUAGGCUUGAGAAGGAAAGAAACGACAAGGAAUGGAGUCUUGGUGAACACCGCCAAUGGCUCAGUGAUGCCAACAACAGAGCGGAUGAAUUGGCCGCAAAACUGCGAAAAGCGGAAGAUGAAUUAUCGCGGCGGGAGCACACCGAGGAACCGGAUGGUACCGAAAAAUGCAAGGUACGAGCAGGAUACGAACUCGAUUAG